CACAUAAGAAUACAAAUUUUAUUAUGUUAAUCAGUGCGUAUUCUAUCUACAUUGCUUUUUGGUUUGCUGACCGCGAUAUCUUCAUGCGCUAUCACUGGGGCCUUGCCCCCGGACAUGUCUAUACCAGAGACUCACAAACGCUCACCGAAAGACAGCCAAAUCCAACAGCAGCACCUGCGAUGAACAAUGACCCAGCUGAUAUAAUAUCAAUGGUUGAGCCUGAAGAAACACCUCCACGUCAACCUAUAGACCUGGACAACAUCAGCCUCAGCGGUUCAGAUGUGGAAGAGGUGGAAGAGGGCCCAUACAACUCCGAUGUUUUAGAUUUUAUGGAGAGUUCUGGGGAUAGUUCCGAGUCAGACUUGGACAUUAAUGAUGCAGAUGAGAUUGAGUUGGAUAGGAUUGAAGAUUACAUUGAUAUGUACAGUGACGACUUGGCACAAGACUAUGGACACUUUGACUAGUACCCCAUCAGAUUUUUACCCUUUUUUUUGACGUGCUUUUAUGCUCACUGGAGUUCAGUCUGGAACUCUGGUCAGGAAGAUAUGUUCUUACAAAUUGUUAUACUCAGUUGGGCUUAACCUGUUGUUUGAUAUCAGACAGGCUGUUCAAUAUGGGAUAAAGAUGUACUGACACGAAAUCACAAUUAA
Molecule: messenger RNA, 650 nt
Organism: Serpula lacrymans var. lacrymans S7.9
Lineage: Eukaryota; Fungi; Basidiomycota; Agaricomycetes; Boletales; Serpulaceae
Exons: 2
Coding region: 24-464 (146 amino acids)
Source: RefSeq, a predicted model, not a curated record